GAUCAUGACGAUGGAGCGGUCUGAGACAGUAGAAGAGCACGUAGAUCGGCCCAUCGCUGCCCCGAGAGACCGCAUGCAAUCCACGAUCGCGCCGUCGUCCGCGCUUCUGCAAUCUACCAGUAUAACGCAACUCAAGGCACCAAGCACCAAGCUCCUACUCACCCCUGCCGACUCGACACCGUCGCUUUCGCGGCCAACGGGCCCGACGCUCUUGAUUUCACGAAUGCGACAAUCGUUCCACACGGAUGCGCACCACAGUCCUGGGGACUGGAACGUCCCGCCUGUCGACACCGCACCCCUCGCCACGACUCCAUUGACCUCUUCGACGUCCAGACUGCGCAAAGUCAGCUCGACGACGCUCGCACUUGCGCACAGCGCUAGCGGUGUCAUUGUCCCGACGGUCUCCCGCGCCAUGACCAAAGUUCGCGGGUUUGGCAGAAAAUUGAGCCAUGACUUUGACGCAAGCCAGAUCUUGGAAGCAUUGGCGCACAUGAACUCGACGCACAAGGCCAAGUUGGUCGAAAGCAAGCGAGCGUUUGUGGUGUCGAUGCAUUCGCCGUGGAAGCUCUACUGGGACUUCAUGCAAGCGGCGAUCGCCGCCUACGCGAUCGUCCUCGCGCCGCUCGAUCUGGCAUUCCACGUGUGCGACAACCACCCCGUCCUCGCGGUGAUCCAAGUCAUCGUCGACUCGCUGUUUGUCCUCGAUUCGGUCCUGCUCUUCAACACAACCUACAUCGACGCGAACUCGCUGGAAGAAGUUUUCGACCGCCGACUCGUCACUCGGCACUACUUGAUCGGAGCGUUCCGCACGGACUGGUUCACGAGCGUGCCGCUGUCGUAUUUUGGCCACGUGCCUCGAUACUUUGGCUGCCUCCGCUUCGGCGUCAUCUUUCGGGCUCGUCGGCUCGCAGCCACGCCGCUCCUCCACCGCAUGGUGCACUCGAUCACGCUGCACAUCAACCGGGGAUUCCUCCGGCUGGUGUCGUUGGCCAUCGGGUACAUCCUCGUGCACCACUACAUUGCGUGCGCCUACAUCCUCGUCACCAUUCACGAAGGCAGCUCGCCCAACUUGUGGACCACAUCGAUCAACUCGACGAGCCCCGCCAUGAUUCAGUACUUGGACGCGUACUUUGGGUCGAUCAUGGUCACGACGGGCGAGUCGAUGAACCCCAAGACGACACUGGAAAUCUUCUUUAGCGGAUUCCUCCUCGUCGUCGGCGUCGUCAUCCAAGCUUGCACGGUCGGGUUGUGCGCGGGCGUGUUUGCGCAAAUUUACCACGUCGAGGACGAGCGCGUCCAGCGCGCGGAAGCUAUUCACGCCAAGCUCAAGAACUGCCACAUUGAGCCGACAGUCCAGAGCCGCAUCCUCGAGUACUAUGACAGUCCCAAGGGCGAGGACGACGCGUACAAUGCUGCAGAGUUGCUCAAAGACUUGCCCGCCCCGAUGAGGCUGCACCUCCAGUGGUCGUUGCACGUAUCGUUUCUGAGGAAAGUGCCGUUUUUUCAGACCCUCGAGCCAGAGGGGCUGCUCACGCUCCUCCAGUGCAUGGAAGAGUCGGUCGCGCUGUCCGGCGACAUGAUCAUCCGCGCCGGCGAAGUGGGUCAGGCAUUCUACUUGAUUCAGACCGGCAGCGUCGCCGUGUUUCACAAAGGCAGCAACAAGCGCAUCCUGUUGAAAUCCCUCGGGCCGGGUGACUUUUUCGGCGAGAUGAGCUUGAUCAGCGAGCCAGGCGCCGACGGCCGCGCGGCGCGCACGACGGCUAACGUCGAAGCCACGUCGUUUUGCACGUUUCAAGUGUUGUACAAAGAUUUGUUUUUGCUCUUGACCGAGCAAAACGACCAGCUCAAAACGUUCUUGAUCCAAGCGCGGGAGCAGCGCCUGCUCGACUCGAAGCGCGGCAAGCAAGUCGCGAUCGAAGAGCAGGAGAAAAUCGCAUUGCGUGCAUUGAACAACAUGCAGCGCACCGUCGCGACGGCCACCCUUGUCCGCAACGCGAUCCGAGCCAUGAAGCGCCUCGUGGCCCAGCGACGGCGACGCGUCACCGUGCUCCUUCGCAGGAUAACGCUAUCUGGACCACCGAGCCCCGCCGACAAAUCCUACAGCCAAAGCAAGUCGUCCGGCAAGUCGGCCGCCUACAGCACCCUUCGCCGCAGCAACACGACAAGCCACAAUACGACCGGACGCCGGAGGUCCUCCGAGACAACGCGGCGAAUUCAAGCCGCCAACAUGCUCUUGGCCAUCAAGGGCCGGCGGCUCGUCAGCGCUGGCGCGAUGGACUCGAUCAACUCCAUGUCCCACGUCACGACCAAGCGCCUCGCGGAAGCGAGACGAGUGGCGGCGCUUCACUCGUUUGCAGAUGUCAAACCACUACAAAAGCACCCGUCGUAAUGUCACUCCAGAGCCCGUCGGUUGUCUGGCGCGCAUGUUCGACACUAGUCGCAGUCGAGAUGCCAUGGAAAUACCAGCUUGCAU
Messenger RNA from Aphanomyces invadans, 2473 nucleotides. RefSeq lists its product as hypothetical. The record is from RefSeq and is a predicted model, not a curated record. Gene Ontology annotation, molecular function: voltage-gated potassium channel activity. NCBI's taxonomy places the organism in Eukaryota, Oomycota, Saprolegniomycetes, Saprolegniales, Verrucalvaceae. The transcript has 7 exons. Gene Ontology annotation, biological process: regulation of membrane potential; potassium ion transmembrane transport. Bases 5 to 2389 code for a protein of 794 amino acids.